Messenger RNA from Opisthorchis viverrini, 327 nucleotides. RefSeq lists its product as hypothetical. The transcript has 2 exons. The record is from RefSeq and is a predicted model, not a curated record. The coding region runs from base 1 to 327 and encodes 108 amino acids. NCBI's taxonomy places the organism in Eukaryota, Metazoa, Platyhelminthes, Trematoda, Opisthorchiida, Opisthorchiidae.
AUGUUCAUCCUAGUUGACGUAUUGCGACAAAGUCCUCUGAGCUAUGUGAAUACCAAAUGCCAGCAGUUGAACGCAUCACAGUUGCAGUGCUCGCAACAUCUACCGGCACCUGUAGGAUUGCAAAAACAUCAAGGAAUCGCUCAAGGAAAUACUCCCAUCUAUUUGGCGUACCAGUCGAAAAUGAAUUACUAUCCUAUCUAUGAAAUGACAGUUGAUGAUGUGUCUAUCAAUCCAUCCGCCGAGCUUAACCAACAACCAGUCGAUCAGCUACCAAAAGACACAUCCGAGUUGAAAGUACUCCUCUAUCUUUCGAACAAACGUGCCUAG